Molecule: messenger RNA, 1724 nt
Organism: Sipha flava (yellow sugarcane aphid)
Lineage: Eukaryota; Metazoa; Arthropoda; Insecta; Hemiptera; Aphididae
Gene: ArfGAP3
Product: ADP-ribosylation factor GTPase-activating protein 2
Exons: 11
Coding region: 82-1704 (540 amino acids)
Biological process (GO): COPI coating of Golgi vesicle
Molecular function (GO): GTPase activator activity
Source: RefSeq, a predicted model, not a curated record
UUUGUCAUUUUUUAACACUUAAUUAAUUAAAAAAUAUUUUUGAAUUUGUUAGAAUAAUUUUUAUUACUGUUAAAAAUCAGAAUGUCUGAAGCAAAAGUCAACAGUGAUGAUAUUGAAUUAGUAUUCCAGCGGCUUAGGUCGAAUCCAGGCAAUAAAACUUGUUUUGAUUGUGAUUCCAAAAAUCCAACAUGGUCAAGUAUUACAUAUGGUGUAUUUAUUUGUUUGGACUGCUCUGCAGUCCAUAGAAGUAUGGGAGUCCAUCUAACUUUUGUAAGGUCUACUCAAUUAGAUACAAAUUGGACAUGGCUACAACUACGACAAAUGCAGUUAGGUGGAAAUUCUAAUGCUAUGGCUUUCUUCAGGCAACAUAAUUGUUUGUCAAAAGAUGCACAGCAAAAAUAUAAUUCUAGAGCAGCUCAAUUAUAUAGAGAUAAACUUUUACAAACUGCUAGACAAGCAAUGAAAACUUAUGGCACACAGUUAUUUUUGGACCAAUCAAAUGUAAAUGAAACAAUUGAUGUGAAGCCAGUAGAUUUUUUUGAACAACAUUCAGUUAAUGUUAAUUCGUGCAAAGAAAAUGUUUUAACUAACAAUUUUAUGACUUUUACAUUUUCAAAACAAGAAAAAGGUGAUACACCUCUAUUAGGAAGUACUAAAGUUAUGAAUGAUGCAGAUCAAAAAUCUAUAGACCAUAAAACAUUAUUAGGGGGUCGUCAGGCACAUAAUAAAAGAUCAGGUUUAGGAAGUAAGAGACUAGGUUUGGGUGCUCAAAAAGUGAGAGCUAAUUUUGCUGAUAUCGAAAAAGAAGCAGAAUUAGCAGAUAAAAUUAAAUUUAGUGAACCUGAAAAAACAGAAAAUAAAGAAAAAUGCAACGAAGACAAAGAAUCUCAGAUGUCAUCAAUGAGAUUAGCAUAUCAGGAUUUAAGUAUUAAAAAGAACAAAGAAGAAGAAAAAUUAAAACAGUUUGAUCCCAAAAAAGCUGCUCAACUUGAAAGACUUGGAAUGGGAUUUACUUCUAAAAAUAUUGUUAGCCAUUCAGCAUUAAAUGAUAUGACAACACUAGAUAAAGAAGUUAAAAAACAAUCCAUGUUAGAUCAUAACGAAGAUCAAUUUUAUGAUUGUUUUGAUGAAGCUAAAACUGCUGAAGUGUUACAAAUAAUGAGCAAAGCUCGUCAAAUUACUAGCGAUGACUUUUUUGACUUUGAUGAUUCCAUUAGAAGUUUGAAAACAUCUUGUACACCAUCUAAAAUUGAUGUCAUAAAAAAUGAUUGGGAUAAUAUUAAACCAGCAAAAAAACCUCUCAAUGAUGAGAAAAACAACAGUUGGGACAAUUUUGAAUAUUCUAAUAAAAAACAAGGUAGAAAUAAUAGAACAAAUAAUAUUGCAUCUCCACCUACAGAUAAUAAUGAAGCUUUAAAAAAAUUUGGCGGAGCUAAAUCAAUAUCAUCUACUCAAUAUUUUGGUGAUAAUCAAUCUCCAUCUGAAAAAUCAAAUCUCUCCCGUUUCGAAGGAAGUAAUAGUAUUUCAUCAGCUGAAUUAUUUGGAAGAGAAGAAAUAACAGGUAUUAAUUCUACGUAUCAACCACCAGACUUGGAUGAUGUAAAGGAAAGUGUUAAACAAGGUGUAACAAAAGUAGCUGGUAAAUUGUCAUCUUUGGCUAAUGGAAUGAUGUCAUCAUUUCAGGAAAAAUAUGGAGGCUAUUAAAAAUAUGAAUUCAUUACAGA